Molecule: messenger RNA, 1630 nt
Organism: Brachypodium distachyon (stiff brome)
Lineage: Eukaryota; Viridiplantae; Streptophyta; Magnoliopsida; Poales; Poaceae
Exons: 2
Coding region: 582-1523 (313 amino acids)
Source: RefSeq, a predicted model, not a curated record
AUCAGUAGUUUUCCUCUUCCUCCUUCGCCAUAUGCUAGGCAAUUAAUUCGUGUUCCUCCUGUCGACUACGUGAUAUAUUAGUCCUAGUGCCUGCAACAGAUGGCUGAUUGGAGCAUGGAACCUCAAGUCUUUAUUCCUUGCAACUUUCAGCAGGCCGAUUGGUCCCUGGAAUCCGCUUUGUGGGUUCCUGGCCUCCCUGUGUCGUGUGAGCCCGAGUCCACUGAGAUGACAUGUUUAGAAGAAACAUUUGUCCCAGCUAGCUCUAGCAGAGGACAGCAGAUGCUCCGCAAUGCACCUAAACCCAUAAUCACUGAUGGUACAGUAAUUCGUCAGUUCCAGAUAGAUUCAGAUGAGCUUCAGGGUGAUAUCACGCUGUUCGUAGAUAAGAUGUAUAGGUACCCUCCGGUCAUUCGAGGUCUCACCGAGCGGUACACCGUUCCCACGGUCGUGUCCAUCGGUCCCUACCACCGUGACCGUGCCCUACGCGGCGGCCCCCUCAACGAGGCGGAGGAGGCCAAGUGUAUGGCCGCCUACAACGUUCCCCUCUACGAGAAGGUAUCCUUGACGACGAGUUCCUGCCUAUGAUGUUCUUUGAUGCUUGCUUCUUGGUGCAGUUCAUGAUUGCUUAUGCUAAACCGGAUGACGAGAUGCCAAAAGAUAAUGUCUGGUUGUCCAGUUACUUCGACCGCAACUGCUUUGACAUCUUGCAUGACGUCUUGCUGCUUGAGAACCAGGUCCCGUGGAUCGUGGUUCAAACCAUCAUGUGGUUCACCCCCGACAUCAACAUGCACUUGCAGGGCUUCGUUUCUAAGUUGCAGGGCUGUCUGCAAGAUCGCCAGGAUCUCGAGAUCAGUACUGAUGUCCUGGAUGGUGUCACACGGCCGCCACAUCUCCUCGGGCUAUUCCAAAUGUGUAUCGUAGGAAGCAACGAGUCUAGUGUAGGCGACCUGAUCAAGCCAUUUUCUGUUAGCGCCAUUGAGCUGGCGAAAAUCGGCAUCACGCUCGCACCCAACAAGACAACAGAGCCUGCAAAGGUUUCCAGGAUUAACAUCAGGGAAAGUAGGCUCACUGCCGAGCUUGAAAUGGCACCCUUGUCCCUAAACCAUCUAUGUGCAUCCGUCCUGGUCAACAUGGCAGCUUUGGAGUUAUGCUUGCCACAUCAUUUCACUAUAGGAGGGAUCGAGAAGUAUGCUGUCUGCUCAUACCUCCGCCUCCUCGCCAUGUUGAUGGACCGAGGCGAGGACGUGCACGAGCUGCGAGCAAAGAACGUGCUGCAUGGAGGAGGACUAACCAACAAGGAGGUCCUCCACUUCUUCUCCACUCUUCAGUGCCUGCGCCCUGGACCUUUGUAUUAUCGCACCCUUCAAAAGAUUGAGACCUACCGUCAAGACAGGCCGCUACGGGUCAAGGGGUAUGCCUUUUUAUACAAGUAUCUAAAGAAGAUUCUCGUGGCGUUCUCCGUCGUUACCGGACUGAGCGGUAUCACGGGGAUGUUCAUUACAGCUCUUAGGAAGGGUAGCUAGCACUAUCAGUAAGCAAUGCUUGCUUUACGACGAUGUGAUCCAUGUACUGGUCGAUGUUCUAAGCUCUAAUUUCCUUUUGGUAAAAUUCCUUGUAUCUGAAUUCCAUU